UGUAAGAGUGUGCGGACGUCUGCCCCGGCAAUCGGCGGUAAACUUCAGCACAAAACCGGAAAAAAUAAAUUUGCGCUAGUGCAGCGGAAGUUUAGCGUGCCUAUUUGGCCAGUGAAAGUGGCAUAAUAAAACUAACAAUAAUACAUUCAAAGUUUCGCACUUUGCUGGCGGCUGAACUGCAAAUAUGGGAAAGGGUUUCCCUGGCAUCUUCCUGCUGCUGAUGCAGUGUCUUUGUUUGAGUCGGGCCAGCUUCUCGGAGUUAAAUAAUUCGGACCCCAAGUUCAGCGGUCCCAUCAACAACUCAACAGUUCCCGUGGGACGCGAUGCCCUGCUCACGUGCAUUGUCCACGACCUGGUCAGCUUCAAGGUGGCCUGGCUGCGGGUGGACACGCAGACCAUUCUGAGCAUCCAGAACCACGUCAUCACCAAGAACCAUCGCAUCGCCAUCUCCCAUACGGAGCAUCGCAUCUGGCAGCUGAAAAUACGCGAUGUUCAGGAAUCGGAUCGCGGAUGGUACAUGUGCCAAAUCAACACAGAUCCAAUGAAGAGCCAAAUGGGCUACUUGGACGUGGUGGUGCCUCCCGAUAUCGUCGACUACCAGACCAGUCAGGAUGUGGUUCGAGCUUCGGGUCAGAAUGUAACGCUCACGUGCAGUGCGACGGGGGUUCCCCUGCCAACGAUCACUUGGCGUCGCGAGGGAUCUGCUCCACUCCUGCUUUCAGCCGAUGGCGACCGGAAGAUGUACAGCGUGGAGGGCCAGAAUCUCACGCUGUGGCAGGUGCAGCGCGAUCACAUGGGCGCCUACCUUUGCAUUGCCUCCAACGGAGUGCCACCCACAGUUAGCAAACGCGUUAUGCUGGUGGUGAACUUUGCUCCCACAAUCUGGACACGAUACAAUACCAUCUACGUGGGUCUGGGCCAAAAGCUGACGCUGGAGUGCAUCACAGAAUCGCAGCCGGCAUCGGUGAACUUCUGGCUGAAGGACUCCGAGCUGCUGCAAGGAGGUUCCUACGAGUCCGACCCAGUGGACCAUGCCUACCGGGUUGUGAUGCGGAUCACCCUGCGUCCAAUUACGAAGCGGGAUUUUGGGGAGUACAAAUGCAGGGCGAAGAAUGCGAUGGGCCAAACAGAUCGGAUUAUAACAGUGCAUCAUAAAGCCAAGAAGCACGGGCAGCAUUCGCAUCAAACUUCCUCCCGCGAAAGUCAGUUCAUUGUCAUUGAAGAAUACAUUGCCAGCGAGUCUGAUAAGAGCUGCAGCUUCCGCCCCCUGUGGAUUAUAUUUCUAUGUUUCGUUAAUAAAUUUUCAAGCUUGUGA
Drosophila elegans is the source of this 1315-nucleotide messenger RNA. It is a transcript of the gene DIP-iota, whose product is annotated as igLON family member 5. The record is from RefSeq and is a predicted model, not a curated record. The transcript has 6 exons. Lineage: Eukaryota; Metazoa; Arthropoda; Insecta; Diptera; Drosophilidae. Gene Ontology annotation, cellular component: neuron projection. The coding region runs from base 185 to 1315 and encodes 376 amino acids.